CCGGCCUCCGCCCACUCCGAGCACCGAAACAGGAAGUGGGGUUGCCACCUCUACGGCGAGCCGGCCAGGUUGGCUCCGUCUCGGGAUUGGGUGCGUUCCCGCGAACAGCUGGUACCCCUGACCCAGGCGCUGCCUCCCUGCGCCCCGCGGUCUCGUGGAGCCAUGUCUAAUAUGGAGAAACACUUAUUUAAUUUGAAGUUUGCUGCCAAAGAACUUAAUAGGAAUGCCAAGAAAUGUGAUAAAGAAGAAAAGGCUGAAAAGGCAAAAAUUAAAAAGGCUAUUCAGAAAGGAAAUACAGAAGUUGCGAGAAUACAUGCUGAAAAUGCAAUCCGCCAGAAAAAUCAAGCAAUCAAUUUCUUGAGAAUGAGUGCUAGGGUUGAUGCUGUGGCAGCCAGAGUCCAAACUGCAGUAACGAUGGGAAAGGUAACAAAGUCCAUGGCAGGUGUAGUUAAAUCUAUGGAUGCUACAUUGAGGAGUAUGAAUCUUGAGAAGAUUUCUGCUUUGAUGGACAAAUUUGAACAUCAGUUUGAAACACUGGAUGUUCAGACACAACAAAUGGAAGAUACAAUGAGUAGCACAACAACCCUAACAACCCCACAAAACCAAGUGGAUAUGCUGCUUCAGGAAAUGGCAGAUGAAGCUGGCCUUGAUCUCAACAUGGAACUACCACAGGGUCAGACAGGUUCUGUUGGCACAAGUAUUGCUUCUGUGGAGCAGGUAGAGGAUGAACUAUCACAGAGGCUUGCUCGUCUUCGGGAUCAAGUGUAAUGUAAAGAACUGGUGCUACUGUUUCCUUCAUUUGUUCUUAUACACCCUUUGUGUGUAGAUAGAUAUGUUGCAAUCUAGUAACCCAAAACACUAUUUAUGCCAGAAUGCUUAAAAAUCAUCUAUGUAAAAUGCUUUCUUUUGACUUGCGUACUUUCCAGUGCAUUAAGAAAUUCCAAGGAGUUUCUACUCUGACAGAUUUUAUAGUUCUGUAUAUUAUGUGUGAAAGUGUGAGGAACAUAUUUUUGUAGAUUUCUUUGACAAACCUAGUAUUAGUUUGCUGUAUAUUACACAUCUUCCACAAAUGUUAAAGAAUCUAGCACCAAAGUACUACUGAGUGAAGUACUUUUUACAGAAUAAAGUGUAGAAUAAAG
Jaculus jaculus (lesser Egyptian jerboa) is the source of this 1139-nucleotide messenger RNA. Its product is annotated as charged multivesicular body protein 1b-2. The record is from RefSeq and is a predicted model, not a curated record. Gene Ontology annotation, biological process: protein transport; late endosome to vacuole transport; endosome transport via multivesicular body sorting pathway. NCBI's taxonomy places the organism in Eukaryota, Metazoa, Chordata, Mammalia, Rodentia, Dipodidae. Bases 163 to 768 code for a protein of 201 amino acids. The transcript has 8 exons. Gene Ontology annotation, cellular component: ESCRT III complex; multivesicular body.